UCUGAAUGCCUUUUCUCACCCGCCGCAGACCCUGAGGCUUGCACCACGAGAAUCGCAAAGAUGCCGCCGAUACGCACGUCCCGCAACCGCAAACCUCCCCCGGCGGGGUUCGACGACAUCGAGGACACCCUGCUCGAAUUUAGCAAUAAGAUGAAGGAUGCGGAGAAUGCGUCGCAUGACGGCAAGAAGAAGCACGAGAUGCUAUGGCCCAUCUUCCAGAUAACUCAUCAGCGCUCCCGGUACAUCUACGACCUGUAUUACGAAAAAGAGGCCAUAUCAAAGCAGUUGUAUGACUGGCUUCUCAAGAACAACUAUGCAGAUGCCAAUCUAAUUGCCAAAUGGAAGAAGCAAGGAUAUGAGAAGCUCUGCUGUCUGCGCUGCAUCCAGACCAAGGAAACCAACUUCAACGCGACGUGUAUCUGCCGCGUCCCGAAAGCUCAACUCAAGGAGGAUCAAAUGAUUCAAUGCGUUAGUUGCGGCUGCCGAGGCUGCGGCAGUAGUGAUUAAUUUACAGUUGCCAUAUUCCCCCCCAGCAACCGCUUUGGGGGAGCAAGAAGAAAGGUGCACAGGUUGCUAUCUGCUCGGAAGUCGAAAUGGGAAUUCCAUUCUGAAGCGGCAUCCAAUGUGCCUGUGAGACGGAUGGUCGGCGCUUCAUUACCUUUUCUAUCUUCUCCCCUCCCCUUGGUUCCCCUUCAAUUUUCCAUUUCCUCUCUUUCUUGCGUUUCUUCUCCCUUCAAGUCUCGGUUCCUUAUGAGCAAUGUGAUACCCUCCGAAAAAAACCGUCAUGUAUUAAGUUUUCCACGAUAAUCUAUUCCCAUGCCAAAAGAGUACAAUAUUGUAUCACUCCUGG
Messenger RNA from Aspergillus steynii IBT 23096, 850 nucleotides. Its product is annotated as BUD31 family protein. The transcript is spliced from 3 exons. Gene Ontology annotation, cellular component: nucleus; spliceosomal complex. The record is from RefSeq and is a predicted model, not a curated record. Bases 61 to 507 code for a protein of 148 amino acids. NCBI's taxonomy places the organism in Eukaryota, Fungi, Ascomycota, Eurotiomycetes, Eurotiales, Aspergillaceae. Gene Ontology annotation, biological process: mRNA splicing, via spliceosome.